CGGCCCUUCCCGCCGCCCGGGCGCCGCUCUGCGUCACUCGCCGGGCGCCGGGGACCGGCAGGCGGGACGGAGCCAGGCCAGCGGCGAGGGAGAAGCUACUAUGGCUGCUACAGUGAACUUGGAACUUGAUCCCAUCUUUUUGAAAGCACUGGGCUUCCUGCAUUCAAAGAAUAAGGAUUCUGCUGAAAAGCUAAAAGCUCUGCUUGAUGAGUCUUUGGCCAGAGGAAUUGAUUCAAGCUAUCGUCCUUCACAAAAGGAAGUAGAGCAACCCAAAGUGUCUAUUACCAAGCCAGUUUCCAUUAAGCAGGAGCCUAAAACUUUGUCCAGUCUGCCUUCAGGCAACAAUAAUGGCAAGCCCAUCACAACAGAAAAGGUGAAAAAAGAAACAGAGAAGAGGACUGCUGAUAAAAUGAAAGUGGAAAUUGGUGAAGGAGUUGAUGUUCCAAAGAAACCCAGGAUAGAGAAGCAAGAAACUCGUUCGUCCCCUAUCACAGUCCAGACUAGCAAGGAUUUAUCCAUGCCUGAUCUGUCCAGUUUUGAUGAAACCAGUGCUGAUGAUUUUGCCAUGGAAAUGGGCUUAGCCUGUGUUGUUUGCCGGCAAAUGACAGUUACUUCUGGAAAUCAGUUAGUAGAGUGUCAGGAGUGCCAUAAUCUCUAUCACCAGGAUUGUCAUAAACCUCAGGUGACAGACAAAGAGGUCAAUGAUCCUCGCCUUGUGUGGUAUUGUGCCCGCUGUACCAGGCAGAUGAAGAGAAUGGCUCAAAAGACUCAGAAACCACCUCAGAAACCGGCUCCUGCAGUAGUUUCAGUAGCACCAGCUGUGAAAGAUCCAUUGGUAAAGAAACCUGAAAUUAAGCUCAAGCUGGAUACCCCAACAACUUUCCUAGCAUUCAAGAGGACAGAAGUCAAGACCACAGCAGCAAUUUCGGGGAACUCAGCCGGUACCAGCGUUUCCUCUUCAGCAACCAGUGGCCUUACUGGAUGGGCGGCUUUUGCAGCCAAAACCUCCUCCACCGGUCCAUCAACCGCCAAACUGGGAUCAACAGCACAGAGUACCAGUGGAAAACCUGCAGCCUCCUCUAAUAACCAGAAACCUGUGGGUUUGUCAGGGUUAACAACAUCUAAAACAGGGCUAGGGUCAAAAAUAGCUUCCAGUAACAACAACACAAACCCUGUUCAACUAAAACCUCUUCCAUCUCUGACUUUGGGGAAAACUGGUCUGAGUCGUUCAGUAAGCAGUGACAAUGUCAGCAAAGUAGGUCUUCCUAGUCCUAGCAGCACGGCCCCAGGCAGCAGCAGCCAGGGGAAUAGUGGGAAUGGAAGCAGUAGCACAACAAGUAACAGCGGGAGCAGCACCAGCAAAUCAAAUGCAGAUUCUGGCAAUCAGUCACUGUCCCUAAAGGGCCCGACUUCUCAGGAAUCACAGCUCAAUGCUAUGAAAAGGUUACAAAUGGUCAAGAAGAAGGCUGCCCAAAAGAAACUGAAGAAGUAAUAGAGCUGUCUGUUAAUCUUGUUUCUGUGUUUCUUCAAAACAAAAAUAUAUGUGAAGUGUAACAUAAUUCAUUUAAUAAAUAUCCAUGCAGC
Messenger RNA from Chelonoidis abingdonii (Abingdon island giant tortoise), 1584 nucleotides. RefSeq names its product integrator complex subunit 12 (gene INTS12). Gene Ontology annotation, biological process: snRNA 3'-end processing. The record is from RefSeq and is a predicted model, not a curated record. Lineage: Eukaryota; Metazoa; Chordata; Testudines; Testudinidae. Gene Ontology annotation, cellular component: integrator complex.